ACAAACAUUUGGCCAGAACACCGCAAUUCAGUUUGUUUCUUGCAUCAAAAUGAUUCUCUCCCGCACCAAAUCCGAGUCGGCAAAGGGCAACCGCAAUUCUGCGGGUUCGAGCAGCGCCAAGACCGCCGCCAUACCGAGCUUCGAGGACUUCCUGGUCAAGCGGGAUUACGUGGGGGCGAAAACGGUCCUGCAGUGCUCCAAGGACUACGAUGAAGUGCCGGAUCCGCUCAAGGAGCUGUGGGUUGCGUUCUGCAACUUCCACAUCGGGGACUACAAGGAGGCACUGCAGCAGUACGAGGCCAUGCACGCAAAGGAUCGCACCGAGAAGGAGGUGGCGUUGAAUAUCUGCGUUUGCCAGUUCUACCUUGGAAUGUACGAGGAGGCGCAAAAGUUGGUCGAAGAGUUGCCGGAGAGUCCGCUGAAGAUUCGGCUGUUGUUUCAUCUGGCGCACAAGCUUAGCGAGGAGGAUCGGUUGAUGGAGCUGCACGGAUCGCUGCGCGAUGUGGUCGAGGAUCAGUUGAGUUUGGCUGGGAUGCACUAUCUGCGAUCGCACUACCAGGAGGCGAUCGAUAUUUAUAAGCGAGUCUUGCUGGAUAAUAAGGAUUUGCUGGCGUUGAAUGUUUACAUUGCGAUUUGUUACUACAAGUUGGAUUAUUACGACAUCUCGCAGGAAGUGCUGGAUUUGUACUUGAACCACCAUCCGGACAGUACAAUCGCGAUCAAUUUGAAGGCUUGUAAUAGGUUCCGGCUGUUUAACGGUCGAGCUGCCGAGCAGGAGAUUAAGAACAUCGUGGACAACGGAACGUUUGGAGCGGAUUUGAUCAAGCACAACCUGGUGGUGUUCCGGAAUGGUGAAGGUGCUCUUCAAAUACUACCGCAUCUGAUCGAUAUUGUACCGGAAGCUCGUUUAAAUCUGGCUAUUCAUUAUCUGCGUCGUGGAGAGAUCCAAGAGGCACACCAACUGAUGAAGGAAGUUCAACCAUCCGUUCCACAGGAAUACAUUUUAAAGGGGGUGGUUCAUGCCGCCUUAGGACAAGAAACCGGUUCAAAAGAGCACAUGAAGAAUGCACAGCAGUGUCUUCACCUAGUGGGUGGAUCCGCCUCCGAGUGCGACACAAUUCCCGGUCGUCAAAGCAUGGCCUCCGCUUUCUUCCUGUACGGACAAUUUGAAGAAGUGCUCGUAUAUCUGAACUCGAUACGCAGCUAUUUCGUCAACGACGACACCUUCAACUACAAUUACGCCCAAGCAAAGGCCGCCACCGGAUAUUACAAAGAGGCCGAAGAGCUGCUUCUUCAAAUCCACGACAUCGGAAUCAAAACCGACCACACGUACGCCAUGGUCCUGGCCAAGUGCCACAUCCACUCGGGGCACGCUGACCAGGCUUGGAACAUAUUCCUCACGAAAGAUUCAACCCCGGAGGCGUUCAACCUGCUCCAACUGAUCGCGAACGAUAGCUACCGCGUCGGGGAGUUCUGGGUGGCGGCCAAGGCGUUCGAUACCCUUGAAAAGCUGGACCCCAACCCCGAGUACUGGGAGGGAAAGCGGGGCGCCUGUGCCGGAGCCGUGCAGGCAAUCCUGGCCAAGCGGUCAAGUGGUGCUCCACCGGGUGGCGUUGCCGAGGUGAUUGCCCUACUGCGGGACUCAACCAACAGCCAGGCGGAGAGUAUGCUGCGGACGAUUAGACGAUUUGCCAGCAGUAUCAAAUGAACGCGAAGGAGAGAUUAAUGAGCAAAAGUUUCCUAUCGAUUGUGGUACACAUCUCGCAUGACUCUUAAUAAAGUUUUUCACUUUGAUUUGCCGUGAAAUUGGGAAA
This is a messenger RNA of Culex quinquefasciatus (southern house mosquito), 1814 nucleotides long. RefSeq names its product intraflagellar transport protein 56 (gene Ttc26). The transcript has 2 exons. Bases 50 to 1708 code for a protein of 552 amino acids. The record is from RefSeq and is a predicted model, not a curated record. Gene Ontology annotation, molecular function: identical protein binding; intraciliary transport particle B binding. Gene Ontology annotation, cellular component: ciliary basal body; ciliary base; intraciliary transport particle B. Gene Ontology annotation, biological process: intraciliary anterograde transport; intraciliary transport involved in cilium assembly. Lineage: Eukaryota; Metazoa; Arthropoda; Insecta; Diptera; Culicidae.